AUAUAAAAAAAAAGAAAAAGAAAUCCUCCUGCUAGGGUUUUCAUUUUCGUUCUUGGCAUCAAACAAUUUGCCUGCCGCUCCAACUCUGUGUUCUUUCGUUUCAGAAUGGAGUCGCAAAUUAAGCAUGCUGUAGUUGUGAAGGUGAUUGGCAGGACAGGUUCACGUGGGCAAGUUACUCAGGUGAGGGUGAAAUUUAUCGAUGAUCAGAACCGUUUCAUAAUGAGGAAUGUCAAAGGCCCUGUUAGGGAAGGAGAUAUCCUCACCUUGCUAGAGUCUGAACGAGAGGCUAGGAGGCUCAGAUAGAUGAUUAAUAAUUGCUCUCGUAUCAUCAUUAUGUUUUGCUUGCUGAUGCAUUUCUUUUUGAGAUAUUAAUUUCAAUACCAAGUAUUUUGAUGUAAGCUUGAUUUGGAUUUGCGGGGAUGUAUCACAAGACUUGACUUUUGUUUCUGAAUUGAGACUCUCUCAUGUUUACUUGUUUGUUUUGUUUAAAAUGGUUGUC
Messenger RNA from Erythranthe guttata (spotted monkey flower), 499 nucleotides. RefSeq names its product small ribosomal subunit protein eS28x. NCBI's taxonomy places the organism in Eukaryota, Viridiplantae, Streptophyta, Magnoliopsida, Lamiales, Phrymaceae. Gene Ontology annotation, biological process: maturation of SSU-rRNA; translation; ribosomal small subunit assembly. The record is from RefSeq and is a predicted model, not a curated record. Gene Ontology annotation, molecular function: structural constituent of ribosome. Gene Ontology annotation, cellular component: cytosolic small ribosomal subunit; ribosome.